AUGAAGGCCUCCACCACCAUCCUCGCCCUCAGCGCCCUUGUGGCCUCCACCUCGGCCAAGCCCAUCAGCAGGAUGAUCAGCGUCAAGAUGCCCGCCGGCGCCAUGGCCAACAAGAUGACAUCCGACUCCAUGGUGCGCCGCGAGGUUGAGAUGGGUGCUGCCGCCACCACCCCCGCCGUCCCUGAGACCCCCGCUGGCGCCGCCCCCGCCCCUGAGGCUGUCCUUGAGUCUGCCAAGGUCAACGAGAACCCCAGCCCGGCCCAGAAGGAAGAGGCCAAGGUCGCUCUCGAUAAGCUCGAGGAAGUCAAGGGCACCGUCAGCGAUGCCAAGGGCAAGAUCCACGCCGUCAUGGAGAUGGAGGGCGAUGUCGAUAUGGACGCUCUCAAGACCAUCGUCAAUGAUGUCAACAUGAAGAUUGUCGACAUUGGCAGCAUUGGCGGUAUUCUGGGCGGUAACGCCGGUAUCGACCCCAUUUCUGCCGCCACUGGCCUCGCUACAGAUGUCGUCAACGGCGUUGGCGGUCUCCUCUCCAACAUCUUUGGUGGUGGCCGCCGCCGUGUCCCUACCAGUGCAUCUGGCUCCAUCGGCAUCGACGGCCUGCUUGGCUCCGUCGAUGGCCUUCUCGGCGGAGGCACUGGUCUCAAUGGAGGACUCCGUGGCGCUGCCUCCGGCGCCGGUAGCGCUGCUGGAAACGUCGCCGGCGGUCUCGGUCUCGGUUUCGGCGGAAAGCCUCCCGGCCGCAACGGCGGUCUCAUUGGGCUCGCCAACGGACUCACUGGAGGUAUCACGGAGGGUAUCCGCGGCAUUGCCAACGACCUCACCGGCGGCCUGAGCGAGACCGCUCUCGAUAUCGCUGACGGCUUCACUGGUGGACUCAUCCGGGGUAACGACCGCGGCCAGGCCGGUGCCUCGGGUUCUCUUACCGGAACCAUCGGCGGCCUGCCCGGCGGUCUGACUGGUGGCCUGACUGGCAACCUGGGAGGUCUCACUGGCAGCAUUGGCGGCAACAUUGGCGGCGCUGCUGGACAGACCGGAAACUCGAGCGGCGGCGACAAGACUGGUUCUCAGCCCGGUAAGACUGGCUCUCAGCCCGGCAAGACUGGCUCUCAGCCGGGCCGCCCGCGCAAGGAGACCUUUAACCUCAGCGGUCUCGAGGGCUUUGAUCUCGAGGCCCUUGGCUUCGGCGAUGUCGAUGUCAACAACCUCACUGAGGCUGAGCUGCGGGAGAUCAACGAGGUCCUUGACCUCGGCAUCGACGUCGAUGCUCUCGUCGCCAGCAUCCGCAACUAA
Messenger RNA from Verticillium alfalfae VaMs.102, 1290 nucleotides. RefSeq lists its product with no specific name. The record is from RefSeq and is a predicted model, not a curated record. Bases 1 to 1290 code for a protein of 429 amino acids. The transcript has a single exon. Lineage: Eukaryota; Fungi; Ascomycota; Sordariomycetes; Glomerellales; Plectosphaerellaceae.